This is a messenger RNA of Spodoptera frugiperda (fall armyworm), 2388 nucleotides long. RefSeq names its product mucin-2. The transcript has a single exon. Bases 190 to 1986 code for a protein of 598 amino acids. Lineage: Eukaryota; Metazoa; Arthropoda; Insecta; Lepidoptera; Noctuidae. The record is from RefSeq and is a predicted model, not a curated record.
ACCAUAAUAACUUGGAAGCAAUGACCCUCUUUUCUGCUCUAAAAUGCAUGGCAGCUGACCUAAAAUAAUUAAGAUUAUGGUAAAAAUACGGGCGCGACACACAUAGAGAGCGGCGCGUGGCGGGAGGUUGAUCUCGGUACUUACGUAAAAAAGAGUGCGCGAGCGCAGGACGGUCAAACGCACGUUGCGAUGAAUCGUGUCGCGUGGUUGACGUGUGCGCUUCUCUCGGUCGUCGGCGCGCGUAUCUACGAGCGCUGUGAGCUAGCUCGCGAGUUAGAGUCGCUCGGAGUGCACCCUGAUGACAUCUCCACCUGGGUGUGCAUCGCUUACCACGAAUCACGCUUCGACACCAAUGCCAACAACCCUUACAGCGGUGACCAUGGCAUUUUUCAAAUCAGUGAACUCUACUGGUGCGGCCCCGGCAAGGCGUGCGGUCUGCCAUGCUCCGCAUUACGUGACGAAGACAUCUCCAAUGAUGUCGAAUGUGCGUUGAUAGUGCACGAGGAACACACUCGGCUGCAGGGUAACGGAUUCCUGGCGUGGGUAGUGUAUCCACAACAUUGCAAACAUAACACUAAGAAAUAUCUCGUGGACUGUGAUACUAAUGUGAAGAGUUCAGUGCCCAUUACAAGAUCUCGAGGUUACAAUUACGUGGACAGUAACGACGAGCAGAAUGUUACGACAUACAGACAAAAUACAAAUAACGGUCUGCCGUCAUUUUUAUCGAUUGCAGCCAUCGUUAGAGAAAAUUAUGGUAAAGUGUCCGAUCCAAGCAGAGGACGAGUAGAUUGGACUAAUUAUAAAAUUGACAACAUUGAUGAACUGAAACUGCCGGUGCUUAACCAACCAUCGCAGCACAUCAGCCUGCCACCUACGUAUGCACCACGCCCCACCACCACCACGACAACAACUACCACGACGUACGUACCGCCCGUGAAGCCGUGGAGGACGAUCGAAACUAAUCAGUUUAGGAAGAAACAUCGCAAUGGUGAUACACAAAAGACUACGAAAUAUUACGAUAUCGGAUACGAUAGAUAUUACACACCGAGCACGGCAUCGGUAGCAGCUACUGUUCGUCCCAUAUUCUAUGCAGCGAGCACGCCUGUACGCAAUGUAACUACUACUACGUUAAGACCUACGACAAGGAGCACCACUGUAACUACAACCACUUGGAGACCACCUACUACUACCACUACAUACCGGCCACCUACUACCACUACAUACCGGUCACCGACUACCACGUACCGUGCACCCACGACUACGACGACAUACCGGCCAAUAACUUCAUCAAGCUCUUUCUACAAAUUUCCAUCUUCUACAACAACAAUCAGGACACUAAGUCCGUUCUCGUAUAAUUUCUCCGGAUUUAAAUCAACAACUAGGCCAUCUCCUUCUUCAGCGAGAACGACAUGGAAUUGGCAAUUUACUUCGCCCACGACGAAACCAAGCACGACUUCUAUUGCUCCUCGAGCAGUCACCACUACUUACAAACCUAUGACUACCACUCAGAGACCAACCACUCGUCCAACAGUUACAUCAACAACAGCUAGAACACCAUGGACUUGGCCUGCCUUCACACAGAGAUCCACGACCAGUAAAUCGACAACAAAACCCAAAUCAGACUUCUCAUGGUACACGUUCACAUCACGAACAUCAACAACGCCGGCGACGCCGAAACUGCAGACUGUCUCAACGAAAACUACACCAUUUACAUUCUGGACUAAAGCACAGAGCACACUAGCAAACACGACCCAGGACAGAACUACUAAAACAUCAUCAUACUCUACUGUGAAACCUCAAAUCACCUCAACACAGAAACCAACGACUCAGUCAAUAUUCGACCUGUAUCUGAAUCCUACGAAACGACCACAGUUGCCCAGCUAUAGUUUCAGCUGGGGACAACCUAGGCUACAAAUCUUCGGCAGCGGCACUACAACGGCACCAACAGUGUCACGGGGACAGUAUCAACAAAAUAAAAACACGUGAAACUCGUACGUAGGUUUUUAAUCAAUCAGUGGUCUCAGUUAUCACAAAUACCUACUUAAUUAUAGAUAAGUUCGUCAUAAUCGUAUUAUUAAUAUUACCUUGUGAUUCCUUCACAUUAACACGUGUCACAUUGUUUACAACUUAUAAGUUAGAACUUGUCAUCAAGAUUUUUAUCCUAACAUUGUAUUAUCUGCGCAGGAAAAAUAACUGCUUUGUAUUUAAAUGUCAGUUGCGCAAACGCAUUAUGUAUGUCUAUUGCGACGGACACCGUCACGACGGGGAUUGCUCUUACUGUGUAAAUAUAAAUAUAAUUAUGCAAAAUAUGCGAAUGUUUAUUUGUAAUAUUAUACCAAAAAGCAUUUAUUUACUUUUUUAUGUGUACAUUAAAGAAGAUUUUUUAUA